AUGUCCUCGAAAGUUCGCUGGGCCAGCUUGUUUGGUUACAGCAUUGAAGGAGCAAUCGCGAAAGCCUUCACAUGGCGAUUAGCAGGCCUGGCCUGCCACAAGAGCCCCUUUAGCGAAGCCUCUGGGCCUCUUGCGUCUUUGGAACAUCACCGAGGUCAAGCCCGUAUCCCCAAAUCAGGACAUGAACGCAGCACAUCACAACACUUUGUCACUCGCUCAAUCAAUCAAUCAACCUCUUCCACUUCUCCACGAUCAGAAAUCCAACUCCAACAAAUCCAACAAACCUACUCCAGUCAUUACUCCAACCUCCUUAUCACUCGACUCCACCAUCCACGUUUUAGUUCACCAAACUCGCAUCAACUGCAAUCCAACCAUCACAUCAUCUCCACCUCAACAUUCACAUCUUUCUUCACCCCUUCGAUGUUGCAAUCAGGACACAAGAGGGCUCAGUCUCCAAACUCAUUUCCCAGCAGCUCAGAAUCAUCUGGGGAGGACCACGCCCCAACUUCGACACGUCGAGGAGGAACUCGCCGAGGACGAGGUGGAGGCCAGACAGGAAGUCAACCCACCCGCCGGCCCAAACGACCUUGCACCAACACCACACAGCUUGCAGCAGAUAUUCAAACCGACGAUCAUAAUCUUGACAGUGACGUUGAAGAUCAAGAAGAAACAAACGAAGUAAUCACUCUUCACAACUAUCACCAAAUAGGAUUGAAGUGGGGACCGGCUCGUGCUGAGAAUUAUUUGACCAACCUCGACACGCCCAAAACAAACCGACCUUCAACAAUCGGCCUCUUCGAAGCUCAAUCAGUGCAAUCAGCCUACAAUUUGGACAAGACCAUGCUGUGUAUCGUACUUAAGUGUAGCCGACAAGUGCUCGACGAGGCCUUACUGGAAGGUCCACUUUCUCGACAACCGAACUCGUAUACCAAUUAUCAGACUUAUAGCAUAGCCGCCACCACCACCAAAAUGCCACCCACCGGAAUUUCUCAGGGCUUCAAGCAGCAAAACAAGACAGUCGGUUCCACUUGGUCAGCCUACGAACCGGAAGAACGCGAGAUCUUCACCCCAAGCUUGUUCGAACGUUUGUGUGUUGCCACCAGCGAAGCCUACGCCCUCACCCAGACCCCGCUUGGCAUUCCAGGCAUCCUUCCUAAUAUCUCAGCUCCUGAGCCGAAUACAAACUCGGGACUUACACCCCUUACGCCAGACGAGGCUGAGCGCUACAUACCUGUAUUCGAACGUUUAGUUAAUUUGAGCAAGGUUUCUCGCGAUAUGCACCAAGGAAGGCUAUGGAGGCAUAGCGGGAAAAGUCAAAACAGCACUAGGGAACAGCUUAUUAAGCUUGAAGUCAACAGAAUUGUGCGACAGCUUAAAGUCCUCAACCAUCAAUUCAAUCUACACUUCCAUCUCCUACUAGCAAGCUGGAACCCCGCUUCAUCAACCCGUCAAGCCCUAUUCCAGGACAAGUACACGUCCUGCGCCCGUUGGAUGAGAUUGCAAAAAAAAAACCACCUCCUAGAAUGUCUCACGUUUGAGUCUACAAAGGCUCCAGAACACCUACGCCCACAAGGACCGGCUCAGGCCAAAACUCAAUCAGAAUCAGCAGCUCGACAAGCAAACGCCAGGGCGCAGCUUGCACAGGAACUGAACAACUUGAUAGCUCCUUUCCUCCGCAACGGUUAUUUGGGAAAGGGUGAUGCACACCCCAAAUGCCCAGACCUACAGGCCGCAUUCACCAAAAAGGCAUUUCGUGGUGAUAUCCACCUCAUGUUCCGCUGCUCAACAGACAGUCGAAUCACCGAAGACAUGCUUUCGAAGGGCCCUAGCAACCUGACUAAUAACAAAGUGGAGGUGUGGCUCGAUGAAAUUGGCAGCAAAAGGUAUACUAUUUACAAAGUUCCUACCCCGUUGAAAAACAAACGCUCGAAUAAAAAAAGCAGAGCCUCAGACAAUAUUACACCAGAAGAAGCUGCCCUUGACGACUCGAUUGACGCAGAGGGACAAUUACUAGCUGAAAUCUUUGACCAAUAA
Messenger RNA from Melampsora larici-populina 98AG31, 2034 nucleotides. RefSeq lists its product as uncharacterized. Bases 1 to 2034 code for a protein of 677 amino acids. The transcript is spliced from 6 exons. The record is from RefSeq and is a predicted model, not a curated record. NCBI's taxonomy places the organism in Eukaryota, Fungi, Basidiomycota, Pucciniomycetes, Pucciniales, Melampsoraceae.